AUGGCGUCCCAACAAACAGGCGAAGCGUAUGAGCAGCAAAAUGUCCAUGAGGUGUACCAAGAGAUCGCUCAGCAUUUCUCUGCCACCCGCUACAAGCCAUGGCCUAUAGUCGAGCGAUUCCUCACACGCCUAGAACCAGGUGCAGUGGGUUUAGAUGUAGGGUGUGGUAAUGGCAAAAACUUGAUGGUCAAUCGAGACGUUUUCAUCAUUGCCUCAGAUAGAUCUGAGAACCUGGCUCGGAUUGCCCUGCAACAUCAGCCGCAUUCGACCGUGGUGGCCGAUAUCCUUGACCUUCCACACCGGGAUGCUAGCUUUGACUUUGCGAUUUCAAUCGCGGUGGUGCACCAUCUUUCCACUCCGGCUCGGCGAGUCCAGGCUGUCGCCGAGAUCAUGCGAACUGUGAAGCAUGGUUCAGAGACGCAGGAGGGCGGGAAAGUCCUGAUCUACGCCUGGGCCCUCGAGCAAAAGAAUAGCCGUAGAGGUUGGGACAAGGGCGACGAGCAAGAUCGAAUGGUUCCCUGGGUUCGUAAAGGUGAUCAACCCCAGACUUUCCAUCGCUACUACCACCUGUACGCGGAAGGCGAGCUGGAGCGCGACAUCGGCAAUGCUGGCGGUCGUGUGCUAGAAUCCGGGUACGAGAAAGAUAACUGGUGGGCGAUCGCAACCCCCAAAACGGCUCAUGACGUAUGA
Penicillium psychrosexuale is the source of this 690-nucleotide messenger RNA. Its product is annotated as tRNA (carboxymethyluridine(34)-5-O)-methyltransferase. Gene Ontology annotation, molecular function: S-adenosylmethionine-dependent methyltransferase activity; tRNA binding. Gene Ontology annotation, biological process: tRNA wobble uridine modification. The coding region runs from base 1 to 690 and encodes 229 amino acids. The record is from RefSeq and is a predicted model, not a curated record. NCBI's taxonomy places the organism in Eukaryota, Fungi, Ascomycota, Eurotiomycetes, Eurotiales, Aspergillaceae. Gene Ontology annotation, cellular component: nucleus; cytoplasm. The transcript has 3 exons.